GGGCGCCUCAGUCGUUCUCCGGAGCGCAACCUGUUAGCAUUGUUUCUGUUUACUCUCGUUUCUCCUUGAAACAGAAAUCGUUCUCGUGUAAAAUACAUUUUCAUAUUAAUUAGAUUUAUUAACCAAUACCGUGUAUAACGCAACAUCGUAUCAUAACAGUGUUUCAUUUAACUUUUAUUUCAUCGUCUUUUUCUUGAAAGAAACGAGCCGGAUCAGAUCGGAAAUCGGGAUAACCGUUACCGAAAGUCCUCGAUCUGCUACGAGUGAGUCGAGUGGUCACGUCCGGGUUGACGAACCCUCUACCUCGUCGUCGUCCCACGGAUACACACAUUGUGUUUCUAUACGAACAACGAAUGUACUCGUGAAAUCCUUUAUUUUUUUCUCUACUUCCCCCUCUCUCUCUCUCUUUUUCCGCAACGUGUCACUGUUCUUUACUCGAAGAGAGUUCGUUAAGACGAAAAAGAAAAAGUAGAAGUGGAAAGAAGAGGAGGUAAACAAAGCUACAUCUCGUUGUUCUCUUUCCUUCUCUUUCUCUCUCUCUCUUUCUUUACCUGUGUUCGUCUUUCUUUCUUUCUCUCUCUCUCUCUCUAUCUAUCUAUCUACUGUGUGUGUUGUGUAUGUGUGCUCACGCGCGCACUCUCGUAUCGAAAGAAGGCAGCACACCACCUUAAAUAAACGAAGAAGAAAAAGACAAGAAAGGGUAGGGAGAAAAGAAGCGAAGGGAUCGAGUUACGAGGAAUCGAUGCGUCGUCGAUAUCGUGGCGUCGAACGCUCCGAGCCGAAGUCACGUUUUCCAAGUUCGUCCCUUUUUAUUCGACCUUCGGUAAACGAAGAAGAAAACAUUAAGGAUCAAGAUAAUUCUUAAGAUACUUGAGAUACAUCGAUGAUAGGUAAACCUUCGUGAGUUAUCAUUUUUGUUCUAACAUUUGCUGUUCCUAUUACUCGUUGUUAUCUCGAACCGUGUGACAAAGAAGAAGAAAACGGUGUGAAAAGAAGAAGAAAAACAGAAAACUGAAAAGGAAGGUGAUCGUCCUCGUGUUUUUGUGCAAGGAAAACGGGAAGUCGCUAUAUUGGAGAGGAAGAGGGAAAGCGGCGUGCCGCUCUUCUGUGUGCCGCGGCAGAGGCGAUCGUCACAGCCGGAAAACAAUGACGAAAUGAUCGCGAGCCUACCGAUAAAUAGCGGCGGCAGCGGAGGGCCGGUGAGCCGCGUGGGUCGUGGACUGGCCCUUCACAGAUCCAACUCAAGUUUAGAACUACCUCACAGUCCUGAUCCCGCCUCUCGAGUGCCAGAGACACCCCUCAGAAGGGAGUAUGGAUCUCACGGUAGCAUCGACGUAGUGGCUCAAUCAGUCACAGUCGGCGAGAACAUCUUCGCGAUGCUUCAAGAUUUUCGGCCAACGGAUCAAAGAAGUCCAGUAAGCGCCGAUUAUUUGAGACGUGUUCAGGAUACGCAGUCGGCGCAGGACACUGACGAGGUCUGUGGACCAACCGGUGGCGGUUCCAGUCCGAAAUUACGAUUGAAGUUGAAUAGAUUUUGGGGUGGUAAAUCUCCUCGUGCUAUGGAAGAAACCUGUGGUAGCCCAGUCGUAUCGGCUGAUGUCGAAGAACGACAUCGUAGACGAGCCUUUGCUCAUUACGAUUGCCAAUCGCUCACAGCUAAUCUCGGUUAUGCUGCUAAACUGCGAGGUAUACUUUUAGCGAGAAGAAGAAACACGGCAACUGGUGCCUCAGCUGCAAGCGCUUUACGAGCCUCAACUCCAGAUGAGACUCCUGAAGAAGAUUCUGGAGAUGGGAAAGGCAACGACCUUUUGGAAUCGUGUCCCUUCUUCCGGAAUGAAAUUGGCGGUGAAGGGGAACGCGAAGUUGGCCUUACUCGCUGUCCACACGUUAAUGGAGUUCAUAGGCCAGCAUUAUCCUAUGGUGUCUCGGUUUUGGAACCUUUACCCGGUGAAACAUUAUGGAAACACACGUGUCCGGUACAAAAACGGCCACUUCCGAUCGAAAGCGUCGACGAGGGUGCUCAUUAUUAUCGGAAAUAUUUCUUAGGUCGAGAACAUCAAAAUUGGUUUGGUAUGGACGAACAAUUAGGUCCAGUGGCCAUCAGUAUUCGUAAAGACGUUAGUCAAUAUCGAAUAAUCGUAAGAACAUCAGAACUAUUAACUUUACGUGGUUCUGUGCCUGAAGAAGCACUGGGUAUAAGGCCCCAAGGUAGAGUACCAACGAGAGAACUAUUGGAGUUGGUCGCACCGGAAGUACAAUUAGGCUGUCUCAGACUUGGAACGGCUGCAGCUGAAGAAGCUGUCGCAAGAUUGGAUGAGCAGGGUCUUUCUAGCAGGUACAAGGUCGGCGUGCUAUACUGUAGAUCAGGUCAGAGAACGGAGGAAGAGAUGUACAAUAAUCAGCAUGCUGGACCAGCGUUUCUCGAAUUUCUCGAUACAAUCGGCCAAAGAAUAAGACUGCGAGGAUUCGAGGGUUACAAAGCUGGUUUGGAUACUCGAACAGACUCAACGGGUACUCACGCGGUAGCUGCGACUCAUCGGGGAGCGGAAGUUACGUUUCACGUGUCAACGAUGCUACCCUUUACGCCGAAUAACCGGCAGCAGCUGUUAAGGAAGAGACACAUUGGGAACGACAUAGUAACAAUAGUCUUUCAGGAACCCGGAGCUCUACCGUUCAGUCCACGGAGAAUACGUUCGCAAUUUCAGCAUGUGUUCAUCGUGGUAAAAGCCAUUAAUCCUUGCACAGACAAUACGCAAUACAGCGUAGCUGUUUCCAGAAGCAAAGAGGUGCCUAUUUUCGGACCACCUGUUCCACCAGGAGCGACCUUUACAAAGGGAAAAGCUUUUGCGGAUUUCAUUCUAGCGAAAGUGAUUAAUGCCGAGAAUGCAGCACACAGAUCAGAAAAGUUUGCCACAAUGGCGACAAGAACGAGACAGGAAUAUUUGAAAGAUUUGGCGACUAAUUAUUCUUCUGCCACGGUUGUCGACACUGGUCAAAAGUUUUCGAUGCUGUCCUUCAGCAGUAAAAAGAAGGCAAAUGUGAGACCAAGAUUAUCUUGUGACGCGUCCCAGCGUGGUGCGAUUUGUUGGCAGGUCAUUCUUGAGGAUAGCAAUCAAAACACCGAUUGCUAUCUUGGAAUAAGCAUUGAUACUAUCGUACUGAUCGAAGAACAUUCACGACAAAUCGUCUUUGUAACUCCUUGCGUCAGCGUUCUUGGCUGGCAUGCUCAGACCAAUAGUCUGAGAUUGUAUUAUCAUCAAGGCGAGUGUAUAACGAUCCAUGUGCGCGGCGAUUACGGUGAACGCGACGAACUAAUGGAAAUAGUCGCACGAUUGCGAGCGGUGACGCAAGGAGCACCAGCAUCUGAGCUUUCCCUCAAAAGAAACGGCCUCGGACAAUUGGGUUUCCACGUACAACCGGACGGUGUGGUGACUCAGGUCGAAGCUAUGGGACUUUCGUGGCAAGCUGGUCUUCGACAGGGCUCGAGACUCGUUGAAAUUUGUAAGGUGGCUGUGUCAACGUUGACCCACGAUCAGAUGAUCGAUCUUUUAAAAACCAGCGCUCAAGUCACUGUCACUGUUAUACCACCCACGAAUGAUGGCAAUCCUAGAAGAGGAUGCCCGCUACAAAAUUGUCAACAUCUAUCGAACAAUUACGAAGGCGAUUACGAAAACGUAACCAACCCGGACAACACGCCGACUCAACAAAUUGCCAUGUCACAUCAGAGACGAUACGAUCGAUCUUUUAGCCCACCUAGAUCCAGUAACAGUUCAGGAUACGGAACAGGUUCGAGUUCUAGAUCGUUUAAUGAUCCUAGAUUUCCAUUGGAGGGUACAAUGACAAGCAGUAGCAGUGGACACAGUAGUACCGAUGAUCGUUGGUACGAAUUGUUGGAACCACAGGAUCAGGAUAACAAUGGACAUCGUACGGAUGGCACACCACCACCACCAUUACCAGCAAGACAGAAUUAUCAAGCUCUGACACCUAACAAAGCAAUAACGGGACAAAAGAAAGAGAAAGAAAGUCAUUACGCGAGUAGCAAGCAAUUUACUGAGAAUUCGAAACUUCACAAUCACGAUCACUACGCCAAGGAAAGUGGUUAUGUGUCAGCUAAAGUUAUCCAAGAAAAUGCAAGACACGAGAAUUAUCAGAGACACCUGGACAACGCUCAUCGGAAUCAAGAUCACGUAACUUCGAAUUACGUAAAGCUACAGAAAGAGAAAUUCGAGAUCAAACAGGAGAAUCUUUAUGCGUCGCAAAGAGAUCUCUUGAAGAACGAUUAUCAGCAUCACUCUACUCAUCAGAAACUCAGUGCUUCAAAUUCUUUGCCAUUGGCUCAGAACGCGAGUUAUAGUCUUCCCAAAUCUGCCAGCAACAAUAAUCUCAUACGAUUCAACGAAUUCGAUCAGACAAGCUCAAAGUACGAGUACGAAAAUAAACCGGAUAGAACAUCGAAGUACGAGAUUCAGGAAGAGAAACUUCUAGACCGAAACACUAACAAAUACGAUCAGGAAACACGUAAUGAUAUACGUAACGAUAUACGUAAUGAGAAACGUGCCACAAUAGGUUACGAGUAUUCAGAAGAUUCCUAUGAAAAAAGGAAUAGCAAGUACGACAUUGAGAUCACAAAAUAUGAUUUAGAAGCCAUACAACAGAACAAUGAUAGAAAACAUAAUAAUAAUGACAACAACGAUCACAAUAGAGAACCAAUUAGAUACGAGAUGCCUCAUGAGUUCAAGGUCGGUGAAAAAGUGACCUGUUUGAAAACGACUAUGUCUGAACGGCCAGUUCCGCACAAGGUCAACGUCGAGUAUAGACAAACAAAGGACUUUGCUACGAGUCUUCCACCGGAAGUUAGGAUUCCCGAAAGCAAUUGCAUCGAAGUGACAACUCUACCUAGCGAAGACGAACUGUCCAAUGGUUCAGGAAGUAUCUCACCGAGAUUAAGAAGAGCGAACAAGCAUCGAGCUGGUAAUUUAACACCUUCGAGUGGCAGUUCGAGAAAUCAAAGUCCUCGUCCGAAGCCAGGUGUCAGAAAUUCUCAUCGAAAUUCAGCCAAUCUCACGUCGAGUACUUUGCAGGAGGAUCUGAUGAAAUUAAUCAAUCCUGAUUACAUAGCCGAUGACAAUCAGCUAACGAAUAAUAAUAUAUCGAAUAACAUUAUGAGCGCCAAUCAAAACUCUAAUAAGAUAAAUAACAAUAUGCUGGAGAUUCAAAACAGAUGUAGAUCCAGAGAAAAUCUUUGCGGUAAUAGUACUUCGACGUUAAGCGUUUUACCUGCUAAUGGACAAGACAAUGGUAAUAAUGGUUCCGAAGUUAUUUUGACGAUGGCUAGACCAGCCACUGUUAUAUCUAAUGCUAGCACAGCGUCUAGUCCAGCACCAAGCGAAAACAAAUUGUCCAAGGAAGAGAGAUUAUCACCACGCGUUACUAAAUCACCGCACUCGAUGUCGAAACCUACCAACAAUUUAACAUCCACCAAGGACGCGAAGACACACGUGGACGGCGACGUAGAUUGUUGGCAGAAUCAUCAUAUAGAUUCAAACAAUAAAACGUCGAAGCAGCAUCCUCAGGAAUGGACCGAUGAUAGGAUCAUUGAUGGCUGUAAUACCAUUGCAAAUUCUGUCUCUGAUUUGCAAUCUCAUCUCUCGACUCUCGAGCUGAGAGUAGCCAGGGAAACACGACGUCGUCUCUCUUUAGAAGACGAAGUUCGUCGUUUGAGAGACGAAAAUCGACGCUUGCAGGACGAAAGCCAUGCUGCUGCUCAACAACUUCGUCGCUUCACCGAGUGGUUUUUUCAAACGAUAGAUCAUCAGUAAAAAAAAAAAAAGAAAGAAAGAAAGAAAGAAAAAAAUCAAAACGUCUAAUUAUACACGAUUUUUCGCAGAUACAAUUAACAGCCGAGGAUCUUCCGAAUCUCGUUAGAUCGAGACAAAAUCGGAUCUAGAGACAAAACGUCACGUAUUCGAUGAAAUUUUCUUUCUCUCGAUAUAUCCGUGUUGUUUUCAUAUUAUAAUCGUUAAGCUCGAUUUAAAAAGAGCAUAAUAAUCGAUCAUAAGUGCAGUAUUAAUGUCGAGGAUUGUCCUAUUUGGAGAAUCUACGUCGAUGUUCGAAACCUCUUUAUUUAGUACAUACAUAUAUAUAUAUAUAUAUAUAUAUACAUAUACAUAUAUACACAAACACAUAGACGUAUAUAUAAUAUACACACGUGUUAAGGAUAAAAAAUAUUUCAACGUGCACGUUCGAAAAAAAAAAAAAAACUAGAUCAGGGAGAAGAAGCAUCUUUUGAAUAUAGUGUCAGAAGAAUUUCCCACCUGCAUGUACCAUAUUAGAUUCGUUAGAUUAACUUAGUAAAUAUAAGAUACGUUACCACCAUACUGUACUUUGAGAAGAUAUUGCAGAGUAUGUUCUUAAUAUGUCUAGCUAAAAAGGAAUAUUAUAUUAGAAAGGAUUAAAAGGAGUAGGAGAGAAAGAAAAAACAGAAAUAAAAACGUUCGGCAAAAAUUUCAAAUAAAGAAGAAGAAGAAGAAGAAGAAGAAGAAGAAGAAGAAGAAGAAGAAGAAGAAUAGAGUGCGUUGAUUAAAAGUGGUAAGUACUUUUAUUUGAAGACGCACGCUAAACAAACAUUAUCGUAAAACACGUAAGAGUAUAAAAGGCGACCAAAAGACCAAAUAUUCCUAGUGUACUAAGGAUUUACCGUAUAAUGCAACUGUAAUUUAUUACAUAUUUUAUAUACCCUUACAUUUUAACAUAAAACAUGUAUUCAGUAAACACGCAAACUAAAGAGAAAGUAAUCAUCAUCGAGUGGAAUGUUACGAGAUCAUUCCGAACUUAUCGAGAAUCUUUUCUUUUUUUUUUUUGUUUCCUGUGUGAUCAUUCUAUAACCAUCGCGAUUAGAUGAACGAUCUUAUGAUACGAUUUCUUUGUAAUGUACGGAGACGAGGUUCGUCGAAAAAAAUAAUCUAUAAGUCAACGAAUAAAAAUCAAUACGUAUUCGAA
Molecule: messenger RNA, 6999 nt
Organism: Vespula pensylvanica (western yellowjacket)
Lineage: Eukaryota; Metazoa; Arthropoda; Insecta; Hymenoptera; Vespidae
Product: signal-induced proliferation-associated 1-like protein 2
Exons: 14
Coding region: 1155-5819 (1554 amino acids)
Biological process (GO): regulation of small GTPase mediated signal transduction; activation of GTPase activity
Cellular component (GO): cytoplasm
Molecular function (GO): protein binding; GTPase activator activity
Source: RefSeq, a predicted model, not a curated record